AUGCAGCGGUGGCUGGCAACGAAACCCAAGGGGUUUAUUGAUCCGUCGAAGCAGUACGAUACGUCGUUAGAGGAUCAGCUCUUAGCGGAGAUAGAACAAAAGGAGCAGCAGAGGGAGCAGGAGACAGCAGCGGGUGGAGGAAACAAGCCGGGAGGAAGCUCGGGAGUGAAGUUGGGGCAGAGGAAAGGGGCGAAACAAGGCAGCGGCAAUCAAGAAGGGGCGCCUCAAAAUCUGCUCUGGCUGCCCGGUGAAGCCUUCUGGUGGGUUACAUGGAUUAUCGAGUCAGGGUUUCGGGGUUACAUGGAUUAUCGUGUCAGGGUUUCGGGGUUACAUGGAUUAUGGUGUCAGGAUUCGGACCUUCCACUUUCAGCCAUAAAAGUUCGCGUGUCCGGGCUGCCCAAGAAGAAAAAGAUCGGCAGGGACUUACGGGCAGCGUGGAGCGGGCAGCCCGGGCUGCUGAAAAUAAUUCCCAUGGAGACCGGAACCUCUUCUAGCACGCGCGAUCCUGUGUGCACUGGAAGUGCUGUGGUGGCCUUCACAGAUAUGGCUGCAGCUCAGAGGUUCAUUCAGCACUACAAUCGCUCAGCCCCCAUCCGGUUCGGUCAGAAAGAGAAGGUAGUUGCUUGCAAGCUGAUCGGCGCCCCUGCUGCCGACUCUCCUCUGCUGCCAAGCGACCUUGCCAAGAGCAGAUCCGUUAAGGGCGGUUCUGCAGAAGAGAGAGGAAUACGAGAAGGGGAGGAUGGGACAAUGAGGAGGGAGGAGCGUCGGAAGGCAGGGGGCUCAGGGAUUAAGGGAGAUGCGAAAGCCAGUAGCAAUUAUGGGGAAGGGAGUAAGGAGGAGGAAGAGGAUGACGAUCAGGAGGCACGGAGAGCAGGGGAUAAGGGCGGUAAGAAGACGAGGGAGAAUGAGGUGCAGGGGGAUGCGGCUGCAGGAAAAAACAAUUUGCAGGAGAGAGAUUUGCAGGAGAGAAAUUUGCAGGAGAGAAAUUUGCAGGAGAAGAAAGAGGCAUGGCUGCAGAGGUUAAGGGAAGAUAAGGAGCUAAGGGCGCGAGUAGAGGAGAUUAAGAAGAAGGUUCUAAGGGAUAUGGCGGCAGGAGGGAGGGAAGAGGAGGUGGGGGUGGGAGGGGGUGCUGGUGGGAGUGGGAGGCUUAGGGUGAAGGAAAAGGGUGUGACUGUAUCGAGAUUGGGGAGGGGGAGCAGAAGUGAAGAGGAGGAAGAGGAGGAAGAGGAGGAAGAGGAGGAAGAGGAGGAAGAGGAGGAAGAGGAGGAAGAGGAGGAAGAGGAGGAAGAGGAGGAAGAGGAGGAAGAGGAGGAAGAGGAGGAAGAGGAGGAAGAGGAGGGAGAAUGGGAGGAAGAGGAAGAUGGGGAGGAAUGGGAAGAAGAGGAAGGAGGGGAAGAAGAGGAAGAGGAGGAGGAAGGAGGAGUGUUAAUGGGCGAAGUGGAGCAACCAAAAGGAGCAAAGCCACAAGGAGAGGAGGGAGGGCGAAAGAAGGGAGAGGGCAGAGCAGAGGAGGAUGAGCAGCGGAGGGCGGCUGAAGCACGCAUUGAGGCUCUUGAAGCGAAGCUGCUUAAAAUGAGUCAGACGGGAGGGGGGAGUGAGGGGGGGAGGAGUGAGGGAGGAGGGAAAGGAGGAGGGAAAGGAGGGAAGGGUAAGAGGACCAAGGAGGGAGGAAGGCGCAGGUAG
Molecule: messenger RNA, 1683 nt
Organism: Closterium sp. Yama58-4
Lineage: Eukaryota; Viridiplantae; Streptophyta; Zygnematophyceae; Desmidiales; Closteriaceae
Source: the annotation of a GenBank genome assembly